ACUACUAAAUUAAUUCAGUAUUUUAAUUCCGCAUAAGUAGCGUUCCGUUCAAUUAUUGGUGGGUAACUGUAAUUCAUGUGGACCCUUUUGAUUCUUGCAAAAUGAUAUCUACUUUGCUUCCGUGAAUAGUGCCGUUUUCGCAUAAUACAAGUAUAGACAGACUAUCUGGGCAAGCUUUAUUUCCUUGUAAUUUUAAUUUGCACUUUACUUGCUUUACUAUCAUCAUCAACAUGCCGUCGCCGGAAUCCGGAUCCAACUAUUGUUCUAGAAUUUUCCGAGCUUCUAUUAAGUCCCAGGGGUGGGAGGUGUUGAUUUUCAAAGGCGGAAUAAUACUUCCGCGAGCACCGGUGAUAGGUUUUCUCAACUUGACUUCCCUUUGAUAGGCUCCAAGGCCCACCAGAGUGAAAUGUGGGAUGCCAGGGAUGUAGCUCAUACCGUGAGGUCCCAUGGUGUCAGACUAGCAAGGACACAUAUGCAUGACUGGCUAAUACUUGUGUUGCUGGGUUCGAUUAUAGUCGGUCUGAAUAUUAUCCAUCCCUUUUAUCGGUUUGUUGGGAAGGAUAUGAUGUCUGAUCUCAAGUAUCCUCAUAAGAACAACACAGUUCCUUUUUGGGUUGUAGUACUAUCUGCAGUUCCAUUGCCAAUUGUGGUUUUCCUGCUAUUCUAUCUCCGUCAUAGAGAUGUAUAUGAUCUUCAUGCUGCCAUACUAGGACUCCUAUUUUCGGUCCUCAUAACAGGGGUCAUAACUGAUGCAAUAAAAGAUGCAGUUGGUCGCCCUCGGCCUGACUUCUUUUGGCGAUGCUUUCCAGAUGGGAAGGAUGCUUAUGAUAGAUGGGGAAAUGUCGUCUGCCAUGGUGGCGAACAUGUCAUAAGGCAGGGGCAUAAGAGUUUUCCCAGUGGGCAUACUUCAUGGGCGUUUGCUGGCCUGGGCUUCUUGUCUCUAUACAUAUCUGGGAAGAUAAAGGCAUUUGAUCGUAGAGGUCAUGUUGCAAAACUGUGCCUGGUUGUGCUCCCUCUACUUGUUUCAUCUCUGAUUGGCGUUUCUCGUGUGGAUGAUUAUCGGCACCACUGGCAGGAUGUGUUUGCUGGAGGUUUGAUAGGUCUUGUAGUUGCCACUUUCUGCUAUUUGCAGUUCUUCCCACCUCCAUAUCAUGCCGACGGGUGGUGGACAUACGCGUACUUGCACACGUUGGAGGAGCUGGCCGCGAAUACGAAUAACAAUGGUCAGAACUCUGGGGCUGCUGAGGUUGAAAUCCAGCCAAAUCAAAUGAACAACAAUUCUUCCAAGGUUGGUACAUCCAGCUUGCCAGUUGAAGAUAUCGAAUCUGGAAGAUGAUAGUUCCAAAAGGUAGCUACUUUAGUGGAGCUAAUGUACAUAAGUAGUUGGAACAUAUUUUUCCUUCUUCAAGAGAAAUCUCACUAACGUUGAUGCUGUUAGAGUUAUUAUUAUUAUUAUUAUUAUUAUUAUUAUUAUUAUUAUUAUAUUAUAUUAAGGAAUACUAUUUUGUAGCUCGCAUCACUUUACGUUAUAAUUUAUAAAUAAAAAUUAUAAAAAUAAUUUUAUA
Salvia miltiorrhiza (redroot sage) is the source of this 1565-nucleotide messenger RNA. RefSeq names its product lipid phosphate phosphatase 2-like. The transcript is spliced from 10 exons. Lineage: Eukaryota; Viridiplantae; Streptophyta; Magnoliopsida; Lamiales; Lamiaceae. Gene Ontology annotation, molecular function: phosphatidate phosphatase activity. The coding region runs from base 407 to 1336 and encodes 309 amino acids. The record is from RefSeq and is a predicted model, not a curated record. Gene Ontology annotation, biological process: phospholipid metabolic process.